Molecule: messenger RNA, 461 nt
Organism: Cuscuta europaea
Lineage: Eukaryota; Viridiplantae; Streptophyta; Magnoliopsida; Solanales; Convolvulaceae
Source: the annotation of a GenBank genome assembly
CAAGGAUCCAAAAAUAGCAAAUAUAAUGUCUUGGAGAUGUAGGGCAAAUGUAUAUAUGUUGAGGUCACUCUGUGUAUUGCUCCUGAUACAGGAAGGCAUUGCUCAUACUUUCAACGUCACAGAAUGGGGUACUCAGAACCAUCAUAAUUAUAGUGAAUGGGCGAGCAGAAAUAGGUUUCAAAUUGGAGACACCAUUGUGUUCCACCCACCUAACAAUGACUCAGUCCUUAUGGUAACGAAAGAGCAAUACAAAGAGUGCAAUAAAACUUAUUCGGAGGAACACAGGGAUGGGAACACCACGUUCAAACUCAACCACUCCGGGUACUUCUACUUCAUGAGCAGCAACCGUGACAGGUGCAACAAGAACGAAAAAAUGGAAGUCAUCGUCAUGGCUGACAGAAGACAUCACUCUUCUGCGCCUUCCCCUUCACCAUUGGCACACAAGGUUAGUCCAUCUCCAG